AAUCACAGUAACAAUGUUCAAUAUCUCGUGUCAUGUGAUGUACCGUAGUCUACGUUGCGUACGUACGUAUUAGGAGUACAUAGGAAAGAGGUGUAUUUGUUGAGAUCUUUGAUUUUAAUAUAUAACCUGAAGCUGUAGAUUUCACCCAAAAUGGUUGGUGGUGCUAACUUAAUGGAAAAACUUCCAAAGAUUAAAAAUGUGGAAAAAGAGUCUAUUUAUGGCUAUGUCCAUGCAGUUUCUGGACCAGUUGUUACAGCUGAGAAAAUGUCUGGUGCAGCUAUGUAUGAACUUGUUAGAGUAGGGCAUGAUGAAUUAGUAGGUGAAAUCAUUCGACUGGAGGGAGAAAUGGCUACUAUCCAAGUGUAUGAGGAAACUUCUGGUGUCACUGUAGGAGACCCAGUUUUGAGAACAGGGAAACCACUAUCUGUAGAACUUGGACCUGGAAUUAUGGGUAGCAUCUUUGAUGGUAUACAGCGCCCUCUUUGGACUAUUUGUGAUAUGACUCAGAGUAUCUAUAUUCCCAAAGGAGUAAAUGUCCCUUCUCUUAAUCCUGACAAAAAGUGGGACUUUAUGCCUAUAAAUAUGAAGAUUGGAAGUCACAUCACAGGUGGGGAUAUCUAUGGAAUCGUUCAUGAAAAUACAUUUGUUAAGCACAAAAUAAUGUUACCUCCCAGAGCCAAAGGAACUGUUACUUAUAUAGCUGAACCAGGAAGCUAUGAUGUGUCUGAUGUGGUGUUGGAGACUGAAUUUGAUGGUGAAAAGUCAAAGUUUACCAUGCUACAAGUUUGGCCAGUUCGUUCCAUGAGGCCUGUUACAGAAAAACUAGCUGCUAAUCAUCCUCUUUUGACUGGGCAACGUGUUCUUGAUUCUCUCUUUCCGUGUGUGCAGGGAGGAACGACAGCUAUACCUGGUGCUUUUGGUUGUGGAAAGACUGUGAUCUCCCAGUCACUGUCCAAGUAUUCUAACAGUGAUGUCAUUGUCUAUGUUGGGUGUGGUGAGAGAGGAAAUGAAAUGUCUGAAGUACUGAGAGAUUUUCCAGAAUUAACAGUGGAAAUCGAUGGACAAGUGGAGUCCAUCAUGCAACGAACAGCCCUUGUAGCUAACACAUCCAACAUGCCAGUAGCAGCUAGAGAAGCUUCCAUCUAUACUGGCAUUACUCUUUCUGAAUAUUUCCGUGACAUGGGUUAUAAUGUUUCCAUGAUGGCGGAUUCUACCUCAAGAUGGGCUGAAGCCUUGAGAGAAAUCUCGGGUCGACUUGCAGAAAUGCCUGCAGAUUCUGGUUAUCCUGCUUAUUUGGGAGCUCGUCUUGCUUCUUUUUAUGAAAGAGCUGGUAGAGUGAAAUGUUUAGGAAAUCCAGAAAGAGAAGGGAGUGUUACUAUAGUGGGAGCUGUCUCCCCUCCUGGUGGUGAUUUUUCAGAUCCUGUGACAUCAGCAACUUUGGGUAUUGUUCAGGUGUUUUGGGGCUUAGACAAAAAGCUGGCACAACGAAAACAUUUUCCUUCUAUCAACUGGCUAAUCUCAUACAGCAAGUACACCAGGGCAUUAGAUGAAUUUUAUGAUAAGAAUUAUCCUGAAUUUGUUGCUCUCAGAACAAAAUGCCAGCAGAUUCUUCAAGAAGAAGAAGAUUUAUCUGAAAUUGUACAGCUAGUAGGCAAAGCAUCAUUAGCAGAAACAGACAAGAUUACAUUGGAAGUUGCAAAACUUCUCAAAGAUGACUUUUUGCAACAGAAUGGCUACACCCCGUAUGACAGAUUCUGUCCCUUUUACAAAACUGUGGGAAUGAUGAAGAAUAUGAUAACUUUCUAUGAUUUGGCUAGACAUGCUGUUGAGUCCACAGCUCAGAGUGAGAAUAUCAUUACAUGGGCAGUUAUCAGAGAAGCAUUGGGAGAUAUCUUGUACCAGUUGAGUAGCAUGAAGUUUAAGGAUCCUGUGAAAGAGGGAGAGUCUAAAAUUAAGCAAGACUUUGAGGAACUGCUGGAAAACAUGCAACAGACAUUCAGAAACUUAGAGGACUAAGGACCAUGUACCCUACUAGUUAAGAGAAGCCAGCUGGUCUGAAAUUGUCUCCCCAUUAGUGUAUUCAUGUGUGUGUGAUCAUAGGGACUGUUAAUUGUCAAUUUGAGAACAAUGACAGUUUGUUUCAAUUCUAAUAUUAAUCUUUCUCUGUUUUGUUGGAAAUGUCUCUUCUAGCUGGUUCAGUGAUGCUAAUGCAGAUUAGAAUUUUAUUCCACCAACAAAUCAUUAUUUUUAGGGAAAAAUAAUUUGGUUUUCAUUUUUUUAAAAGUAUAAUUUGCAUAAAAACAAAAUAUUAUUAUUGUAGUUGUAAGUGGUGUUGUAUUCAAACAACCAGUGUUGAAAUUGACUAAAGUUUCUGGUUAUUUAGUCAUACACUUGGAAACAAUGAAUCGGGCUUUGCUGGACAUUAAACAAAAUCUCUAGUUUGAAUAUCCAAUUUGUUAUAACCUGUAUACAAAGUAACCGUAUAUAUUGUGCUGUUUUCCAUGCAGUAAUAUUAUCUCAUGCUCCCAAUGAUUGUUCUUGAUGUGUUAACUUGUGUGUUAAUAAAAUGAACCUUGUAAGAUACAUAAACAAUAAACAAUUUGAAAUUUAAAAGUGAUGAUUCUGUAUUGUAGUAUACAGAUAAUUACAUUCUGGGUUGUUAGUUAUAAUCAAGCAAUAACAGAUUGGUGUAUUUAAUUUUACUUUCAUACAUUUGAAUGCAUACUUGACCGCAAAUUAAAUGUUUAUUGUUGAGAAAUGUAUCUAUGAAGUUCCUUUAUCAAGAGGUUAUUACAUGGUGUUGUAUAGUUAUUGUAAGUGUUCUUGGUUGUAUUUAGGUUAAUUAUCAAUUUGUGUUGAUUGUUGACAUCACUAAACAACUUUAUCAGAACAUCAUAUGAUGCUGGAUAUAAGGUUUAUGUAAAUAUCAAUGAACAUUCCUUAAAGUCUAUGAGGUUUCUAAUGACUUGUGGUCCUUUCCUUACAUCUCUUAGAAAAAAAAAGUUUUUUUUAUAUGUGGAGGGACAAAAAAUUGGAAUCCAUUUUAAACUAAGUAAAAUUAGGUUUAUUUUAACUAAAUUAUGAGACAUUCUUGAAAAACAUGUUGUCAAGCUUGCCAUGAAAGAUUUCUCUGAAUGGAUAUCUUGAUUUUCUUAAUUAGUUAAAGUUAAUUUAAUUAAUAAUUGGUAUUUUUAUCUAUUGUUUUCAAACAUGUUUGCUCAAGAACAAUAUACAUCAGCUGUGUGUCAUUUCACUAAUAGUUCUAUUAUCCAUCUGGUUGAAUACUGGUAUUAUGGAUAUCACUUUGAUUUCCUCUGUUUAAAAUAUUUAAGUUAUUGCCUGGUUGUUUUAUCACACAUUAUAUUUACAUUCAGUAGCUGAUAUUAUGUAGAUAGUAAACAUGUAAAAGUUCAAAAGACUUGAUGUUACAAUUAACAAAUCUAGAUCAAGAAAACAUUGUCGUGUAACAAAAACCAUACAUGAUUAAACAUUCUAUUAUCUCA
This is a messenger RNA of Limulus polyphemus (Atlantic horseshoe crab), 3503 nucleotides long. Its product is annotated as V-type proton ATPase catalytic subunit A. Gene Ontology annotation, molecular function: ATP binding; proton-transporting ATPase activity, rotational mechanism; ATP hydrolysis activity. The transcript has 14 exons. Bases 151 to 2016 code for a protein of 621 amino acids. The record is from RefSeq and is a predicted model, not a curated record. Gene Ontology annotation, biological process: ATP metabolic process; proton transmembrane transport. Gene Ontology annotation, cellular component: proton-transporting V-type ATPase, V1 domain; lysosomal membrane. Lineage: Eukaryota; Metazoa; Arthropoda; Merostomata; Xiphosura; Limulidae.